Messenger RNA from Coregonus sp. 'balchen', 1311 nucleotides. Lineage: Eukaryota; Metazoa; Chordata; Actinopteri; Salmoniformes; Salmonidae. The record is from the annotation of a GenBank genome assembly.
AUGGCAACCAGACUGUACAUUAUCGGUGGUGGAGGAGGCGCACCAUUUGAAUUCCACGGCAGGAACAACGGUGCCACCCUCAAGAAGAUCGGUGUGGCGGUGAAAGGCUGGCAGGUCAAAGCUGUGCGUGCGGAGCUGACCGACGGGCGUGUGGCAACCUUUGGAAAAGCGCACACUUUCAAUGAGUUUGAGUUCGACCUCGGCGAGCACAUCACCAAGCUGUCACUGUGGGGUAACGGCGCUGGCACACAUCUGGGUGCCAUCAAGUUCACGACGAGUAAGAACCGGCAGUUCUUUGAAAAAAUGACUAGCUGGCCCCUGAAGACUGAGUACACCAUAGAUGUGGGGUCCGGAAUCUGCCUGGGGCUGGAGGGGAGGUCUGGCUCGGAUAUCGACUCCAUGGGCUUCCUCUUCAUCAACCCCAUCAAGUCGUCCAUGCUGACCGACAUGGAGUAUCCCACCCUGUCCUUCCUCAAACCCCAGGUGAGCUCUGCUAUAGACGUGUGUAGAUGGCUAAGGAAAACUCUACCGAUGCUCAAACUUUAAGGGGGCUGUCCACUUUAAAACAUGUAAUCCAAUACGGGGGUCGACAUUCUUUGGUGCAUCAGGCAUCUCAUUUCUAGGACAGUUAUGUAUUUUGUUUAAAAUAGCCUCAACACCCAAAUGUUUUUUUAUACCAUAUGCAUUUUUAAAAUCAGGCCAAGACGGCACACACACACAUAUUAGUUAUUAUUAAUGGCCUUCUAAAAAUCAAUUGAUCAGUUCCUCACUGAUGAUUAGUUCUUAAAUUGUCUUUGUCUUGUUUGAACAAUUUCUAUCUGUGUGUGUGUGUGUGUGUGUGUGUGUGUGUGUUGAUUUUAGGUGACCCCAGAAUAUGUGAGGUCCGUGUCUCACCAAAAUGACACGUCCUUGGUUCAAGAAGAGUCCAUUACAUACAGCAAGACCCUGACUAAGACUUCCUCCUGGUCGGUCAGCAACAAGAUAGAGACCACCUUGAACGUGUCGGUCAAAGCGGGGAUCCCGGAUCUGGUCGAGGUGUCAUCAGGGUUCAGCUUGACCGUGGGAGUGGAGCAUUCCACCAGUCUGCAGAAGACAGAGACCAUAACAGAAGCGGAUACCAUCCAACUGAAGGUCCCGCCAUGGAAGACCUUGGAUGUUGUCGUCACAGUGGGGAGAGCAAAUAUCGACCUCGACUACAGGGCCACAGUGAAAGUCACCUGCAUGAAUGGCAGCCAGCUGGUCUUCCCAUCCAACGGCACCUACAAUGGUGUGACUUACACUUCAGCGAAGGUAUCCAUAAAGGAGAGAUGA